UUUCUCAAAAUUUCACCAAGAAAUCUCAAAAUUUCUAUAAAAUCAAAUUGUUUCCUUGGAAUUCCUCGGCGCCGAUUGCUUUUGUGGCGCAAAUUCCAGCAGUGCAGAUAAAAAGAGAGGAAGUGUGAAAAGUGAUAAGCUCGGAAUCGUCCCCGUCCGUCUCGCUGUUGCUAAUUGCGCGAGUCGAAAAAUCUCAAACGCGCUCUAACCGCCAAGGCAAACUUUUCGCAUAUGCGAGGCGCUCAAAAGUUGAGACAAAAUAUUUUAUUCAUUUUGGGUUUUGAUGUCGCCAGUGGAGACUUUUUGCCAGUCUGAGAAUGAAAUCCAACCAGUUCAACUGGCUCGGCCGGAUUUUUUUCUGUUAAUUUUUAUUGCAGCUUCUUUUUACAUUUCCACGGCGCCAGCGUAAUUCCAGCAGCGCAAAUAAAUCAACGCCCCUGACUGACUUUUUUUAUUCUAAUUAAGGCGCAGUUUUGAAAGAAAAUCGCGCAGAAAAGCACUCGCGAUCAAAGCGAGACUCGCAGCGCAAAACCAAAUACAGAGAGACUCACUUGUUGCAUUUGCAGGCCAAUUGCUGCGCGGGCACAGGAUGUGUUACACGCCAAACCAAACAGCUCAUAAUACCCGAGACUUAUAUGGGCGCUUCAAACUCUUCAUCGGCCCUGAACCUUUGGGGAGGCACGCGAGGGGCGCACGUCGUGAUGGUCGGGCUGGACGCUUCUGGCAAAACCACCGUCCUGUACCAGCUGAAGGAAAACCGCAAAGUGGUGACCACGCCCACGAUUGGCUGCAACGUGGAGACCAUCGAGGAGCCCUUUGUCGGGCUGCCCUUGACCCUGUGGGACCUGCGCGGGCUGGGGCAGGCGCGGAACUUCUACCGCACCUUCUACCUGCAAAAGGAGGCGUUCGUCUUCGUCCUGGACAGCAGCGACCUUGACAGAAUCGCUGAGGUCGCCGAGGAGCUGCAACUGCUGGCGAGCGACGCCAACCUGACGAGGUUGCCCUGCCUCGUCCUUGCAAACAAACAGGAUCUUCCAGGGGCCCUGACGCCCACCCAGGUAGCGCAGGCCCUGGAUCUUCAUCAGGUCUUCAAGGAAGAACGUCGAUGGCACGUUCAGGGCUGCUGCGCCGCCGAAAACCGGGGUCUGAGACCGGGGUUUGCGUGGCUCGCCAACGAAAUCCUCAAAAGACGUCAAAAUCUGGAAGAAAUUUAUUAGUACGUCAAAUUAUUUUUUUCCAAAUCUGUGUUGAAAAUAAUGUUUAAAAUUUGCAGUGCUUGCAAAUCUGGAAGUCGGGAAGUUUCUGCUGAUUCGUCUUUGGGUCGGCCAU
Molecule: messenger RNA, 1329 nt
Organism: Neocloeon triangulifer
Lineage: Eukaryota; Metazoa; Arthropoda; Insecta; Ephemeroptera; Baetidae
Exons: 2
Coding region: 636-1217 (193 amino acids)
Biological process (GO): intracellular protein transport; vesicle-mediated transport
Cellular component (GO): cytoplasm
Molecular function (GO): GTP binding; GTPase activity
Source: RefSeq, a predicted model, not a curated record